AUGGUAUAUGCAUGUUUAUUUUGUGGUAAAGUGGUUAAAACUUUAUUACUAAAAAGUCAUAUUGAAAGCCAUAUUACAUACCCAUUAUAUCGUUGUGGUGAAUGUAAGUUUGAAUGUUACAAAGAUACAGAAUUUCUUGAUCAUAUAUCUGAAACUUAUCAUUUGUCAUCUCAACUAAAAAAUGCCUAUGUUCAAUUAUUUGUUGAUAGAUUAGAAAAAAUAACACACUAUGCACAUAUGGACAAACUUAAUUUUAAAAAUCAAAGUUUUAAAAUUUUAAGAGACUCUAAAAAUGAUAAAAAAUGUACAAUUUUAAGUAUUAGAACAUUCAUUUCUUGCCUUUUUUGUAAAGAAAAACUCAAAUGUACCGAUGUAACAAAACACAUUUUAUUACAUUUAAAUUUUUUAGAAAUAAAUAACAAUUUUACAAAUGAAGUUGAUUCAGAUGAUAUUUACAAAAAAUUAAAUGAAAAUGUACUUGUAAAAUGUAUAUCAAAAAUGAUUGAGGAUGAUUUUUUGUAUGCUGCAAAAUUUGGUUUAAAUGUAUUAUUAGAGAAUAGUGGAAAAAUUUAUUAUUUUUCAAUUCCUAUUAAAGUAUCUAUAGAAAAUAAUUUAAGUAUAUAG
Strongyloides ratti is the source of this 624-nucleotide messenger RNA. RefSeq names its product Zinc finger, C2H2-like domain-containing protein. NCBI's taxonomy places the organism in Eukaryota, Metazoa, Nematoda, Chromadorea, Rhabditida, Strongyloididae. The coding region runs from base 1 to 624 and encodes 207 amino acids. The record is from RefSeq and is a predicted model, not a curated record. The transcript has a single exon.